Messenger RNA from Lutzomyia longipalpis, 508 nucleotides. Its product is annotated as cytochrome b-c1 complex subunit 7-like. The coding region runs from base 108 to 443 and encodes 111 amino acids. Lineage: Eukaryota; Metazoa; Arthropoda; Insecta; Diptera; Psychodidae. Gene Ontology annotation, biological process: mitochondrial electron transport, ubiquinol to cytochrome c. The record is from RefSeq and is a predicted model, not a curated record. The transcript is spliced from 2 exons.
CGUGAGAGAGCGACAGGGAGAGAGAGAAGAUAGGAGAGUUCUGAAAGUGACGUGAAAAAUAAAAUAUUUUUCUCUGCAAAAUUUUGUGAGGAUUUUUUUGCGGAAAAAUGGCUCAAUACGUGCCACGAGUGGGUCCGAGAGUAGCUUCUGCCUUUGGUCGUUUCGUGUACAAUUGGUCAGGAUUCAAUCAGUACGGGCUGUACAGGGAGGAUAUCCUGUAUGAGGAUGAUGAUGUCAAGGAGGCAAUUCGCAGAUUACCACCAAAAGUCUACGAUGAGCGCAACUACCGCAUCAUCCGUGCACUCCAGCUGUCAAUGAGCAAAACCAUCCUGCCCAAGGAGCAGUGGACAAAGUACGAGGAGGACGUAAAGUACCUCGAACCCUACCUUGAGGAAGUAAUCCGGGAGCGCAAGGAAAAGGAAGCCUGGCUAAAGGAGAAGUAGAUGAAGAGAUGUUAAAUAAAAGAAUGAAAUGAAGAUAAAUAAAAUAAUAAAUUAUUAGGUAUAAA